This is a messenger RNA of Bacillus rossius redtenbacheri, 2633 nucleotides long. Its product is annotated as cytochrome P450 6j1-like. Gene Ontology annotation, molecular function: monooxygenase activity; heme binding; oxidoreductase activity, acting on paired donors, with incorporation or reduction of molecular oxygen. The coding region runs from base 680 to 1846 and encodes 388 amino acids. The transcript is spliced from 5 exons. NCBI's taxonomy places the organism in Eukaryota, Metazoa, Arthropoda, Insecta, Phasmatodea, Bacillidae. The record is from RefSeq and is a predicted model, not a curated record.
GAAAUACCAAGAGCCAGCCACUGAGAGUGGAGGGAUUUUGUACCCGAUUGACGUGAAAAUUAGCUCCUACAAACUUUGUGUCGGGCCUACAGUCAGAUAUUCAAUGCUAUUACAAAAAAAAAAUAAACUUUCAAAAUUUUUUAUAUUGCCUUUUGCGAUUUCAAGAGGGUUUGAUCGUUAGCAUUAAAAAAAAAAAAUUAACCCGAGUAUAAUUUAUCAGGAAAGAAUGUCUAGCACUUCUUAAGAAGCAUUAGCAAAACCAUAAUAGAAAUUUAAAAGUUCCAGGUUAGCUUAAAAAUGUUGUUGCCAAGAGUUGAGUUUUCUAAUUUUCCAGGGUAGAGCUCUCGAACGCCUGUCCCUCCCCCUCCCAGGCAAAGUAAGGCCCCUCUCUGCAUGGCUCAGGGCCGCCACUGACAAUACCUCCAGCUCGAAGGAGCCGACAUCGCGUGAGCGUGUCCUUGGACCACGAGCGAUAAGAGGCCAUUUGUCUCGAGGGGAGUUUCUUGGCUGCUUGGUAACGUCGUCACAGGCCCCGGCUUGAGGCGUGUUGCUUGAAUAACAGAGGCGCGCCAGGCGUGGCCUUGGGACACCAGGCCGCCGUCCCAGUGGUUCCUCGCGGGUCGGCAGAGCAGGCUGCCACCACAAACUCUGUAAGGUGAAGUGAACAGGUGACGGCACGAUGGCGCUGGUCUUCAACUCGCUGCUGCUCGACGCCUGCUUCGCGGCGCUGUCGCUCCUCGCGGCGCUGUACGUCUACCUGUCGCGCAACUCGGGCUACUGGGAGCGCCGCGGCGUGUGCUGCGCGCGCCCGACGCCGUUCCUCGGGAGCAUCCCCGGCGUCCUGCUGCUGCGGGAGAGCGUCGGCUGCUGGCUGGCGAGGAGGCACCGCGAGACCGCCGGCGAGAGCUUCUUCGGCGCGUACUUCGUGGACCGGCCCGUGCUCGUCGUGCGCGACCUGGAGCUGGUGAAGAGCGUCCUGGUGAGGGACGCCCACGCCUUCCUCGACCGGACCUUCGCGGCCAGCGAGGACCUCGACCCCCUGAUGGCCAAGAACCUGUUCGGCCUGAAGGGGAACAAGUGGCGGCACCUCAGGGCGAAGCUGUCGCCGACCUUCACCUCCGGCAGGAUGAAGAAGAUGUUCUACCUCGUGGACGAGUGCGGCAAGCAGCUGGCCAGCUGCCUGCAACAGAGCGCGUCGUCAGAACUGAAAGAUGAUGACUUCGUGGCACAAGCAUUCGUGUUUCUGGUCGCUGGCUUCGAAGGGUCAUCUUUGACGUUGACCUACGCUCUGUACGAGUUGGCGCUGAACCCAGGCAUCCAGGAGAAACUGAGGAAUGAGAUCACCACAAAACUAUCUACACACGGAGGAAAAUUGUCUUAUCAUGCCAUGACAGGGCUACCAUAUCUCGAAAUGGUCGUUUCAGAGACAUUACGAAAAUAUCCACCAGCGACAUUUUUAGAUCGUGAAUGCUUGUCCGAUUUCAUCAUACCCGGAACUCAAUUGACAAUAGAGACAGGAACGCAAAUAAUGAUUCCAGUUCUGGGUAUCCAUUUCGACCCAGAAAUUUAUUCGGAACCUCAGAAAUUCGACCCUGAGAGAUUCAGCGAUGAAAACAAGAACAAGAUACCGCAAUAUGCGUAUUUGCCUUUCGGUGAAGGACCAAGAUUCUGCAUAGGAAAGCGGUUCGCCCUGAUGCAAGUGAAGACCGCGCUGGCUUAUGUGGUGAGCUCAUUUCAAGUCUGCGCGUGCGCAGAAACACCCUCGCCGCCCCUGCAGUACAAACCCGACGCUCCAACACAUUCUCCCACAGAAGAUAUUGUGCUGGUGUUCAGGAAACUCGAGUGAACAGAAAUGCCUACACUGAAGUUAUUCCUUCAAGUUUGGAUAAAAGCCGUUCAAGAAUAGUUAGGUUGUAAGCCUAUUAAGCGCAAUAAUUGUGUUUAAAGUGUUAUCUUUAAAAGAUUUGUGCAAUGGGAGUGCAUGACUUGAUGUAAGUUUUUGGACAUACGCCAUUGCUAAGAACUUUUUCUGUUGAAGAAAAACUAAUAAAUAAAAUAAAUAAAAUUACACAAGAAAGACAAAAAACACACAAAAUUAAGCAAACAAUUGCUGUUGUCAACAAGAAUAUAAACACCACAAAAUAUUCCGGAACAGAAAUAUGGUCAACAAACAAAGAAAAAACAAAGAAAAAAGUACUAAGUGAACAAAAAACAAACAAAAAAAAAACACACAAAUGAUGACAACACAAAAAUAUUUAAACCAAAAUAAUUCAGCACAACAGUUGAAACGAGACAAAAACACGACAAAACGAAAAGACAAAAAAUAUUUUGUGGUGUUUAUAUUCUUGUUGACAACAGCAAUUGUUUGCUUAAUUUUGUGUUUUUUUUUUUGUCUUUCUUGUGUAAUUUUAUUUAUUUUAUUUAUUAGUUUUUCUUCAACAGAAAAAGUUUUUAGCAAUGGCGUAUGUCCAAAAACUUACAUCAAGUGUGUUUAAAGUGUUAUGAGGCCAUAUUCCAAAAGAAUUAUUGACUAAUUAAGAUGUAUUUCUAUGAUUAUUUACUGUACAAGUGACAAAAAUUUAAAUGAAAGGAUAUUUUCAGAGUAUUUAAAUAAAAAUUUGGUGUGAACUUAA